Colletotrichum acutatum is the source of this 765-nucleotide messenger RNA. RefSeq lists its product as uncharacterized. Bases 1 to 765 code for a protein of 254 amino acids. The record is from RefSeq and is a predicted model, not a curated record. NCBI's taxonomy places the organism in Eukaryota, Fungi, Ascomycota, Sordariomycetes, Glomerellales, Glomerellaceae. The transcript is spliced from 4 exons.
AUGAGACUUUUAUCCACCGAGACGAAAGAGUUCGAAGUCUUCGACAUUGAAAAUGCUCCACCUUACGCCGUGCUAUCUCACCUUUGGGAGCAUGACGAGGUUCUAUUCCAAGACUUGAGGGACAACCAAAUGCUACGUCCGAGAGCUGGUUUCCGAAAGAUAGUCGCCGCUUGUCUUGUUGCCCAAGAGCGAAUGCUCAAUUACAUCUGGAUUGAUACUUGUUGCGUGGACAAGGAAAGCGAGUCCGAACGAAGUGAAGCGGUCGAGUCCAGCUUCCGCAUCUUCAGAUCAGCGGCGUUAUGCAUUGCCUACCUGUCUGACGUUGAAUCAGGACGGCCUAUGCCGGCCGGAUUUCGACACACUUUCAAACGCAGUAGAUGGUUUACGCGGUCCUGGGCCCUACCGGAACUUAUUGCUCCACCCGAGCUUGUAUUCUACUCCCGUGGAUGGGAACUCAUCGGCACACGAUCGGAGCUCCGGAAUCACCUAUUUGAUAUUACUGGUGUUGACACUUUUAUUCUCCAAGGUGGCGAUCUGGCAAAGGUAUCCGUGGCCCGGAAGAUGUUCUGGGCCACGAAUCGCAAUGCAUAUCGACUUGAGGACAUUGCAUAUUCGUUGGCAGGUUUAUUUGGCGUCGAGAUGAUGCCAAUUUACGGAGAGGGCAACGAACACAUUGCGAAGACCGUCUCAGAUCCAACCCUUUUCGCCUGGAGAAAAGAUUGGCUUCAGAAGUUCACGACAGCCGAAUCAGAGAGACUUCGAUAA